Molecule: messenger RNA, 2290 nt
Organism: Dendroctonus ponderosae (mountain pine beetle)
Lineage: Eukaryota; Metazoa; Arthropoda; Insecta; Coleoptera; Curculionidae
Exons: 4
Coding region: 493-1533 (346 amino acids)
Cellular component (GO): nucleus
Molecular function (GO): transcription regulator activity
Source: RefSeq, a predicted model, not a curated record
UGUUAAUUAUACUUGUCAUCAAUCAGGUUGAUUUUGAUUGAUUAUUUCGUUACUUGAAAGAAAUUAUGUGAAUUUUAAGUGUUUUCCCUACAAGCAAAGCGCGCCUUUUCCCCAACAACUUGCCCGUUUUUUAACCUAACCUUUCGGACUUUCGGAGUGGGUAUAGAUGCAGGUGGGCCGAGCAGAGCCGAAGCGGCCGAGCAGUGCCGACACAUUGAGACCGGUCUUGGCGGCUUGAAGCAUUUUGGUUCGAGCGUUAGUUCGCAGCGGUUCGUGUUCUGAUCGUUCCGUUCGUGCGUUACUCGGCUUUUUUGACUUGGUGCGAACUCUGGUGUGUUUGUUUCAAUUUCGUGAAAUGUUUCAGCAGGCACCAAUGUCAUUGGACUUGUCAAAUUAACUAUGUGGUUUGACAAACAGGUUGGUUCCUAAUCGCUCUUUUCGAGAACCCAACUAAGCCAGAACAGAAGAAAUCUGACAAUUCAGAAUUGUGCCAUGAUGGGGUUGCAGACGACGUCCUCAGCAGUUGUUAACAAUAAAAGGAAGUUUGAGACCUGGGAUUAUCGAGCCUCGCCAUCGAAGAUUAGCAAGUGGGAUGUGUCGACCAGUAGCGACGAUUGCAUUGCUCGAUUGCAAGCGGUUGCCGUGCCCUCACCGGACGCUUGGUAUAGGUUUCCGUCAGCGGUUAGCGAAGAAAAUUGCACAUUUUAUGACUUUGAUGAUCUGAGCAGCAGCAGCGAUGAUGAUAUGGGUCGGUGCUCCCCCGAACCGCCUCGGUUCAGAGCAACAACUGGACCUCUUGUGGAACCGCCCCGGUUCUCUGCUCCUACGCCUGCUCCGCUUUUUGAUCGAUUGGCUUUGAUGAAAGGGUGGCAAAAUUCACAACAGCAGCAGCAGCAAACAAUCAGUCGAGAUGAAAAUGGUAAAUCGUACUUCGAACUGGGCGCUGCUCCGAAAGUGAACAACGCAGCGUUGCGGUGUUGCGACGGCAGAGCCCGCUGGUGUCAAGUGCAAACGUUCAAGCAGCGCCGCCUCGCAAUGAUCAAUCUCUCCAUCAGUAAGCUCACGCUCUACAAGGAUCGUUUGGAGCACCAUUUGCAGCGCUCUGUUGUGGUGCAUAAUACUGUUGCGCGCUUGCAACGCGAGAUGGCGGACGAUCCACCCGAGCCAAGUUACCCGCUGCUGCCCGAGCUACCAGCUCCGAAUCGCGUGUCGCCGGUAUUUGAGGCGAGCGGGUACGAGCAAAGCCUGCGCGAUAUGGCGGGAACGUCGGGCCGCGCCACCCCAUUUCCGGCCUCUACGUCGGACACGGAUUCCGGCCUGGGUGACGACGACUACGCUCCCACCAUCAAUUGGAGCUCAGUGCUUUUGUCCUCCCAUUUGGACUUGGAGCCGAUGAACAAUCAUGAUCUUUAUGCGGAACUUGGACUGAAUGCCUCCAACUCCUGUCAGGAGCUGUCGUCCACGUUGCGGACGGACUCUUUGAUCUCUGAUCAGGACGCCUUCGUUCAAAUCCUGAUCGGCACCAACACGUAGCAAUAAGCGACCGAUUCUUAGACUUACUCAGGUUGUGAUCCCCAAUUAUGCGUCGUCAUUCAUUCAACAAUAAUUGCUUACUUGUUUCGUUUCAAAGCGAUUGGACUAUGGGUACUUAGUAUAAUGCAACAUCGCAUUUCUCUGAUCUCGACCGCUCAAUUUUAUUAAGCGCAGCUUAGACGGCAUGACCUCUUCUGAUCAGUACUUUAAUGGGACAAAUUUACCGCACUACGACAAUGUCGACUUUCUAAAUCGGCCUUAAAUGUUAAAUUUUAUAUUCAACUGAAGAUUGGAAACUAUCAAACGGCAGAAAUAUAUCAAAAACUGAUGAAAAUGUUUGCCUUGUUCGAGUCCAUUGCAAAAGGGGUGUUAGAUAUCAGAUUUGGGAGGUUCGUUGUCAGAUUUCACUAAAAAGCUUUCUCCCCAGAAUCAGAUCACCAUUUCUCAAUUGGCAGGUUAGAACAAUGGCUCUCCAUUUCCCAUUAGAGCACUAAGACGAUGGUUUCCCUUGGUGAUUUUAGUUGAAACUCCUGGAGCAAUUACGAACAAUUAUUUUUAUAUACAAAUGCCCCCUUUCGUUCAAUUUUUUUGGACAUGUUUGAUCUAGGCUGCGUCGCUCAAAUGAACCUUAGGAAAAAUUAUAUUAUAUAGAAAAUCCUCUAGGUAUAGUGAAAUGUAGGUAUAAUGUCGGUAUAUAAGAGAUUUAGCUUUAGGCAUGUAAAUAUGGAACACAUUAAUAAAUUAACGUUACUAUAAA